Molecule: messenger RNA, 5007 nt
Organism: Salmo salar (Atlantic salmon)
Lineage: Eukaryota; Metazoa; Chordata; Actinopteri; Salmoniformes; Salmonidae
Product: mitoferrin-2
Biological process (GO): iron import into the mitochondrion
Cellular component (GO): mitochondrial membrane
Molecular function (GO): ferrous iron transmembrane transporter activity
Source: RefSeq, a predicted model, not a curated record
CUCCAGUCCGCCAAGUGCAUUAUUCCCCUUGCCGACUUUAGCCUCCCCUUGAGUCACAGUGUUGGUCUGGUGGGGCCCGUUCUCGGCUGGAGCUACCCUCGACAACCCACAAGAGAUUGGCGGCGAAAGUGUCGACUUUGAGAAGAGGAAGCACCGAGGAAUAACCGCGCAACUUGGAUUUAACUAUAUCGUCUCUGCAUGGAAGCGAAUGGUUUCGUGUCCAGGCGGGUGGACACACCAAGCGUCGAUGCCGGGGUUACUGCUGGAGCUACAGGGGCAGACAUUCGAUGGCUCGGCGGGAGGAUUUUGGAUGCUACGGAGGGGUUUGUUGGUGGUCUGUCACCGCCACGGUUAACAGCGGAACCGGACUUUGCUGCGGUGUUGCAACUUCGAGCAGCCCCAGAGCCCACGGUGUCUGCUACGGAGACCGAAAUAGACUACGAGGGGCUCCCCCAGGGUGUAGCCACCAGUACACACAUGUUAGCUGGCGCCGUGGCUGGCAUCAUGGAACACUGCCUAAUGUAUCCCAUCGACUGUGUUAAGACGCGGAUGCAGAGCCUGCAGCCCCAGCCGGGGGCACGUUACCGUAAUGUGAUGGACGCGCUACGUCAGAUCGUGCGUACCGAGGGGGUGUGGCGACCUGUGAGGGGGCUGAACGUCAUGGCGAUAGGGGCGGGGCCAGCCCAUGCUCUGUACUUCGCCUGUUAUGAGAAACUCAAGUUCUCACUCAGCAACGUGGUCCACCCGGGAGCUAACAGCCACUUUGCUAAUGGAAUGGCAGGCUGCAUGGCCACUGUACUCCAUGAUGCAAUCAUGAACCCAGCAGAAGUGGUGAAGCAGCGUAUGCAGAUGUACAACUCCCCGUACCGCGGCGUGUCUGACUGCGUGGGUUCCAUCUGGAGGCGCGAGGGCCCCGGGGCCUUCUACCGCUCCUACACCACCCAGCUGACCAUGAACGUCCCCUUCCAGGCUCUCCACUUCAUGACCUACGAGUACCUCCAGGAGCUGCUCAACCCCCACAGACAGUACAACCCCUCCUCUCACGUCAUCUCCGGGGCGCUUGCCGGGGCCAUUGCCGCCGCCGCCACCACCCCGCUGGACGUCUGUAAGACCCUCCUCAACACCCAGGAGGCCCUAGCGGUCCAUGCCGAGGUCCCAGGAGCGCUGGGGGUUGGAGCAAGUGUAGGGACGGCGUCGGCCACUGGGGGGCGCCACAUCUCGGGGUUAGGGGAGGCGUUCCGGACUGUGUACAGGAUGGGGGGUGGGGCGGCAUUCUUUAAGGGCGUCCAGGCCAGGAUCAUCUAUCAGAUGCCCUCCACCGCCAUCAGCUGGUCCGUCUACGAGUUCUUCAAAUACGUCAUCACCAAGCGUCAGUACGAGAGAAGGCUGCACCACCGAGACGGAGAGAAGUAGAGAGGGAGAUAUGACCUUCACUCAAAAUGUCCCCCAAGGAACCCACGUCCAUAGAGAUGUACUAGAGGGCUCAGCUCCUAUCUUUGGGCCAAGUUCCCCCUCUAUCUAACUCUAUAACCACCCCACAGUAACCCCACCUCUGACCAUUUGACCUCUGACCUUCUAAACUAACCAGGAAAUAAAAGCCCCCCCCCUAGUGUUUUUGACUAGAAGAGAUACAGCUUUUGUCAAAAUUCACCUUACGCCGCAGGUUAGGAGAAUUGUCGUAGCAGUUUAGGAGAAUUAGGUUAAGGUUAGGAAAAGUGUAAGGGUUAGCAAAAGUGAAGUUUUGUUUUUUGUUGUCAAAAGCUGUGUCCCAUCUACACCUGACCUCUUAUCCCCUCACAUAGGAGAACAAGUCCCCAUCUUUCACAUAGUUUAUUAUAGACAUACUGUACAUGGCACUUUAAUUCAAAUAUACACUCACUGGCCAGUUUAUUAGGUACACCCAUCUAGUACCGGGUCGGACUCCCUUUGCCUCCAGAACAGCCUGAAUUCUUUGGGGCAUGGAUUCUACAAGGUGUCGGAAACGUUCUUUUCUCAAUUGGUAUCAAGGGACCUAAGGUGUGCCAGGAAACAUUCCCCACACCAGUACACCACCACCACCAGCCUGUACCGUUGACACCAGGCAGGAUGAGUCCAUGGACUGAGUCCAUGCUGCUUAUGCCAAAUCCUGACUCUGCCAUUAGCUUGACGCAAAAGGAACCGGGAUUUGUCAGACCAGGCGAUGUUGUUCCAGUGUUGUUGAUCGUGUGCCCACUGGAGCUGCUUCCUGUUGUUUGCUGCAAUGGCCCAUCUGUGACAAGGAGGGACGAGUUGUGUGUUCUGAGAUGAUGUUCUGCACACCACUGUUGUACUGCUCCGUUAUUUGUCUGUUUGUGGCCCGCCUGUUACCUUGCACCAUUCUUGCCGUUCUCCUUUGACCUCUCAUCAACGAGCUGUUUUCGCCCACGGGACUGCCACUGACUGGACGUUUUUUGGUUGUCGCGCCAUUCUCGGUAAACCCUAGACUGUCGUGCGUGAAAAGCCCAGGAGGGCAGACGUUUCUGAGAUACUGGAUCUGGCGUAUCUGGCACCAACAAUCAUACCACGCUCAACGUCGCUUAGGUCCCUCGUUUUGCCUAUUCUAACUUUCAAUGGAACAGUAACUGAAUGCCUGUCUGCCUGCUUUAUAUAGCAAGCCACAGCCACGUUACUCACUGUCUGUAGGAGCGAUCAAUUUUGGUGAAUGAGCUGAUAUACCUAAUAAACUGUCCAGUUACUGUAUAUAUUUUUAGAAUUAUAUUUCUGCAUUUCCCUACUAUAACCACUAGGGGGCUUUGAGUCUCGUCCUCCCUCCAUUGACUUUAUGGACAGAUCUAAAAGAGUCCCAAUAAUAUCUACUUUCUCCUGCAAAUGUGCACUCGUUCACUACUUCCCACUAAUCUAAUAGCAUUGGGUUGGUGGAGGCAUGGGCUAGUCAGAGUUUCCACCAUAUUCAUUAUACCAGUCAUUUCCUUUCAAAUCAGUGAAGGGAUCACUUUGGUCCCAAGGGCACACUUUGGGAGGAAGGUGAGGUCAUGGGGACGUAGACCAAGUGAACACAUCUGUAUUGGGUGAUGACUGGAGACAGUGGAUUCUGCAUUAAGGAUGUAUCUGUAGUCACUACUACCACUGGACUAUAUUUAGAUUAACGUCUAGCAGUCUGAAAUGGGAAUUCAAUUCACCAGAAAUUGUUUCAUGCAACGCUAUUUAAAACAAUAACUGCCUUUUCCAUCUUUGAGAUGGUGACUUGGCUUGUGUUAACUUAUUUCUCCGCCUGUAUGUAUACAUUGAGGAAUAUGAGUAUUUUGACUUGAACUAUUCAACUUAACACAUUGGAGUUGAUCAAGGCAGUGGUGUUGACUGUGUGUGGAUGUGACUGACUGAAUGAGGAAGAGAGAAAUAAAUAGGAGUGCAAAGCGCUAGAACAUUGGGUGCAAAGCGCUAGAACAUUGGGUGCAAAGCGCUAGAACAUUGAGUGCAAAGCGCUAGAACAUUGGGUGCAAAGCGCUAGAACAUUGGGUGCAAAGCGCUAGAACAUUGGGUGCAAAGCGCUAGAACAUUGGGUGCAAAGCGCUAGGACCCCAUAUAGAGAAUAAUGUGCCAUUUGGAACAGAACCUCUGAGGAUGGUAGGAGAGUGUACUACACCUCCAGUCUACCAGACUGUUGAGAGUUAUGGGCUUUGUUUCAGAUGGCACCCUAUUCCCUUUAUAGUGCACUACUUUUGACCAGGGCCCACAGGGAGCAGAAGACCUUUCCCUUGAGAGUGCGUGUAGUGUCCCAAAUGGCAUCUUGGCCCCUAUAUAGUGUACUACUUUUGAUCACGGCUCAUAUGGAUCUGGUCGAAAGUAGUGCACUAUAUAGGGAAUACGGUGCCAUUUGGGACGGAACCUUCUGAACACGCACCGCUUUUUAGCACUUAUAGUCAUUUACAGUUGUGUGGAAACUAAUAAUUGAAAUAGUAACUUACAUACAUGUAGUUACUUAUCCUAUGGUAACUAAUCAUUUAAAUAGUAACUUACAUGUAGUUACUGAUCCUAUGGUAACUUUUAGCAACAUAUACUACGUACACACGGCCUUUGAAUCAGCCGCCAUGAGUCAAACGCACAAAUACAAAGUCCUGCUGUACCCUAACCUUCAUUUCUGCAGCCAUAUUAUUACAGAAAAGAACAUGGUAUGAAUAGGACUACUCUAUCCUAGAUGAACUCAUUCUAGCUGUAAAGGAGUAGAGUUUCAGCCAAGUGUUCUGGAACCGACCUGAUAAGUGAAGAUUUAAUAUAUAGGUUCUUUCUUAAUAUGGUUGAAAGAUUUUGGGAACUUUUCAAAAUUCUCAGUUUAUCCAGAAAUGUUCCUGUAAUCAUUAGGAAAAAAGCAGGGCAUCCUGAAUCCCCAACAAUGACCUGUUGAAAAACUUGGAAUUUUUGAGAAGUUAGGGGAAUUUUGCAUCCUUGUAAUAGAUUACGUGGCAGGAUAUCCCCCUCCAUAUAGACUAACCAACUGCCACCCAGAACGGCACCCUAUAGAACAUAUAGGUAGAAACAACAUACUACAACAUACUGAAUACACAAGUAGUGAACAACGUUUUGAAUAUGUUAACAGUUAACUUAAAGGGGAAGUUCACUAUUUGACAACUUUGUCAGAUGGUUCCUCAUCCUGAAAGUAGUCUAUGGGCCAGAAGAAACUUAUCAAUGCUUCAGCCGCUACAAACGUCAGCCAACUUUAGCCACCGCUAGCUCCUAAAAUACUGAACUUCCCCUUUAAAGGAGUUGGAGAGAGAAAAGAUAACUGAAUGUAGGAGUGUUUCCUGCCGUGUGCCAUGUUUGGGAGUGGAAAACCAAAGACUGAAAGAACGGGGGAUGGGUGAAUUUGUGAUGAAAAUUAGGGAAGAGGAUUGAUCUGUAUUGAAAGUGAAACUUCUUCCUGUAUUAUUUUGUGAAUUGUAAAUAAAUAGUUGCUAACGAGCAGCACCUCGCAGAAGCAGGGUCUUCUCUUGGGACUGCUGCCCCCACGUGCUGGAGAGAAAUUAUCCAUUA